AUGAGGAUAUAUGAACAGUUAGUUAAGAAAAAUAAUAUUAGAUAUAUGGCAGGGGUAGCAUGCUGGCUGGAGACUCCAGAAAAUCAGGAUUAUGUCAUUACAACUGAAAUAUUCCUAGACACGUUUGAGUUUCUUCUGAACGAUUUGAUCUUGAAUGAGAGGCGAAAAUUGAAGAUGAGUAAGGCUGUACUUUCUACAAAUGGUAGCAGUGACUAUGGAUUAUUAGAAGCACAAGAAACAGCACGCAAUUGGUUCUACAAGCUUGACUUUUUCAGAGAGGGCGAAGAAGGCUUUGUCUGUCUGACUCGCAUGAUUAGAGGAAUUGGGGAUCCUUUAAUUGCUUCCUAUGCGCGAAUGUUUCUAUGCCGAAUGGGGGUGGAGGUAGCUCCUCAGCUGACACAGUAUAUCACUGAGAACGUCGAAGAUUUUUUGCAGACUUUGAAACAGGGGUUGUGGCCUGAGGGGGAAGCUGAUAUCAACAUGGGAGAAGACAAGGAUGCUCUGGCAGUACGCGUCUUGUCUCCUCCCCUCGAGUGGAUGAUGCAGUGUCUUGCCAGUCGAGCUCCUCAUCAUGUCCUGCAGACUGUGUUACAGCAUUGUGAAGGAGGGGAAGGACUCGGACAGAACUUGUUAGUUGCAGCAUUACUUACUACAUUCCCACAUGGCUUCAUUGCUGUCAAUGCUAUGCCUCUCACUCACCUUAUAGCAGGUUGUUCUUACCCAGGGAAGAGUCAGCACGAGCUGGUUUCAGCUCUUGGUUUGUGUGUGAAUGAUGCUGUUCCAGCCCCACAGCAGCACUUGCCACUUCUUAAUGCUGUAUGGAAGCUCAUCACUAGAAUUCCACUUACCAAGGAUUAUCUCUCCACUGCUGGCAUUUGGCUUGAAUUCUGCAAGCACUUUACGGCAACAGAAGUAAACACUUUACUUGGAGAUGUAUUGAAACGUGUGAGAUCAGCACACAAUCAAGAACAGGUGCCUUAUCCUGUCCUCUUAAAGCUUAUUUCUACAGCUCUUACCAAUUCUCCCGAUCCUCAGUCCCUUUUUCCAAUGACAAAUUUCCAGGGUAUCUUGAGUGUGUUUCAGCGAGAUACCGUUGGUGCUGGUGAUGGUGUUACUUGGGGUGUUACAGAAGCCUUGCUAAAUAAUCAUCCCGGAGAAUUCACAGAUCCUACUCUAGUCCAACAUCUUUUAACCCUCUGUGGAGCACUCCAUGAUUCCAUAAAUGCCCUCACGACAGAUGAUGAAAGAAGGCAGCUGUCUCAUCUUAUUACAACUUUUAUUCGACAAGUUGAUUUUGGUCGAGAUUUUGAACAACAACUGGAUUUUUAUGUGAAUGCCAGAGCAGCUUUCUCAAACCUAGACACAGUUCUCCGAGCACUUGUACAGGUAGGCCAUAUCAUUUUGUGAGUUUUAAUAUUUAUGGUUAAAAUUUAAAUGCAGGUGACAUAUUUGGUAAAAUACAUACUUUGUAUUGUGCUCAGGUAAGACUUAUUUAUAGAACUAUAUGGUAGAGAAAUCUCUUGAGUGAAAUUUUAGAUUCACAUAGAUAAUAUGGCACUACAAUGGCUGACAGACCUAUCUAUGUAGUAUUAGUAAAAUAGAUGUCUUACUACAAGACUACUAGAUCUCCCGUGAAGGAUCUCACUCAAGGUAAAAUAAGUUAGACAGGAGAACUGGAAGAUAGAAAGCAAUACAACUGGGGGUCAUUGCAAAGAACCUCUUCUAUGUGGGCUUAAAAUUAACUAGUGUAUGUAAUGUAUUUGAUUCCCAAAGAUGAACACUAUGCUUAUCUAAAAUUACCCAAAUACUCAAGAUGCCUACUGCUCUUCUUAUAUUUUUAUUUUAAUGCAUGCCUCUCCCAUAUAUCUGUAAAUUUAAGGAUAAUAAAGCUACAUUCACACUCAUAAAUGAAGUUAAAUAUGUAUACUGUAUACUUAACAAAACUGAAUAAAGAGAAAGUCAUAUUAUACAAUGUUCCUUCCUUGAAGAUUCAGUUUCCUUUAAUAAUGUCUCACUGGAGUAUGCAUCAUACAUAUAGUACAUAGCCCUAAAUUUUGCUUCCCACAUACAUCAUUAAUAUAUAAACAAUAAUCAGUAAAGCCCCGUACACACUAUGCAUCAUGAUGCUCGCAGUGUUAGAUGGAUGCGUUGAAAAAACAACUUUUUCAACAUGAAGCUGCAUCACCAACGUGUUGAUGGGGCAGAGCCAUUUCAUUACGCAGCUCAGUGAUCCACGAACAUUCAAAGGGGGAGGAUGUCCGCUCACCACCACCCGCCAAACCCCUUGAGUGGACAAGGACUAACACUACAUUUUAUUGAAUUACUGAAGGAACAUCCAUCUGUUUGGAACAUCAAAUGCAAGUAUUACAAGAUGAGAAACAUCAGGAGUGCAAGCUUGGAAACCAUAAUGAAGACAUUACUAAAAAGCUGCACACCCUGAAGAGACAAUUCUACAGGGAAAUGUCUGCAAUCAAAGCAUCACAGAAGUCUGGAGCUGGCACGAAAGAUCUCUACACUCCGAAGUUAUGGUGUUUUGAUGAGCUGCGUUUCUUGUAAUAAAAAAAUAUUUGUGUACUUUGUACCUAUAAUUGAACCUUACUUUCCAAAUAAUCCUCCCUAAGGACAUUAUAGAUGGCUUCACAGGUUUCGGGGAUGAUUAGACCGAGGCUCUGUUUUGAAAUCCUGGUUGAAUAUUGGAGGCU
Messenger RNA from Macrobrachium nipponense, 2702 nucleotides. RefSeq names its product VPS35 endosomal protein-sorting factor-like. The record is from RefSeq and is a predicted model, not a curated record. Gene Ontology annotation, biological process: endocytic recycling. Lineage: Eukaryota; Metazoa; Arthropoda; Malacostraca; Decapoda; Palaemonidae. Gene Ontology annotation, cellular component: endosome.